CGCGCCAUGGGACAACUGAUCGCCAAGUUGAUGGCCAUCUUCGGGAACCAGGAGCACAAGGUUAUCAUCGUGGGACUGGACAAUGCCGGAAAGACCACCAUUCUCUACCAGUUCCUGAUGAAUGAGGUGGUCCACACAUCUCCCACCAUCGGUAGCAAUGUGGAGGAGAUCGUUCUGCGAAAGACACACUUCCUCGUGUGGGACAUAGGGGGGCAGGAGGCUCUGCGCUCUACCUGGAAUACCUAUUACUCCAACACUGAGUUCAUCAUCCUUGUGAUUGACAGCACGGACCGGGACCGGCUGCUGACCACUCGGGAGGAGCUGUAUAAGAUGCUGGCCCAUGAGGCUCUGCGAGAUGCUUCUGUCCUGAUCUUUGCCAACAAGCAGGAUAUGAAGAACUCCAUGACCACCAUGGAGAUCUCUCAGUUCCUCACUCUGAGCACCAUCAAAGACCACCCGUGGCACAUCCAGGGCUGCUGUGCCCUCACCGGGGAAGGGCUGCCCGCGGGGCUCCAGUGGAUGCAAUCUCAGGCCACUGCCAACUGAUGCCCCGACCUGAGGCCAACCAAAGACUUCGGGGGGUUUUGCUUGGACUACAUGGGUGGAAAGCCCAAGUGAUGAUUACUUUUCUACGAUUCUCUGAUGGGAGCUGGGUCAGCUCUGGACAGUGAGAUUGCCACAGUCCACCCAACCCAACCCCGCCACCAAGGGGCUAGACAGCCCGCCCUGACCUGCUGCAGACAGGCAGGACAGCAGAAGAGCUGCCCUUCACUCCAGGGAAGCAGGUGUCCUUGGAGGCACAGGCAAGCCGUUGGACAUGUGAGGGAUUGGGAAGUGGAGCCCCAUCCCCUCAGCCCGCAAGCUCUUUGAGGAAAAAAAAUGGGGGACGGAGUAAGAGACCGCCGGGAAUUGCUCUUUAUUUCCUAGAACCCCACCCCCUAUCCGUUGAUUCCCGCCCCAGCUUUCUGGUCCCUUAGCCAUCUUUGAGCAAAGGAGAUUCCAGAAAGGUGAAGGGGCAGGCUCAGGGGAAGGAGGACAGAGCCAAAAACUGGUGGGAAGGGAGAGGAAGAAGGACGGGACAUCCCGGACGGGGACAUGCCUUGCACCUUGGGGAGUUCCACUCCUCCCAGGCCUUUCAUUUCCCUCUGGGAUGCUGGCUCUGACCACAGCUUCUGAGCGUUAAGCCAUCCUAUCCUAUGCCCUCCAGUCCUUCCAGUGUGAAUCCCACUCCUCCCACAUGUCUCCAGUUCCUACAGCGUGCCUAUCUCGACUAUCUUUUGUCAUGAUUUUGUCAUUGUUUUAGAAUUUUUAUAAAAGUAUAAUAAAUGCCAUUGAAAACUG
Odobenus rosmarus divergens (Pacific walrus) is the source of this 1341-nucleotide messenger RNA. RefSeq names its product ADP-ribosylation factor-like protein 5C-like (gene ARL5C). Bases 7 to 546 code for a protein of 179 amino acids. Gene Ontology annotation, cellular component: cytoplasm; trans-Golgi network. Gene Ontology annotation, molecular function: GTPase activity; GTP binding. NCBI's taxonomy places the organism in Eukaryota, Metazoa, Chordata, Mammalia, Carnivora, Odobenidae. The transcript is spliced from 6 exons. Gene Ontology annotation, biological process: vesicle-mediated transport; intracellular protein transport; protein localization to Golgi membrane. The record is from RefSeq and is a predicted model, not a curated record.